Molecule: messenger RNA, 1422 nt
Organism: Homalodisca vitripennis (glassy-winged sharpshooter)
Lineage: Eukaryota; Metazoa; Arthropoda; Insecta; Hemiptera; Cicadellidae
Product: dynein regulatory complex subunit 4-like
Exons: 10
Coding region: 112-1422 (436 amino acids)
Biological process (GO): cell motility
Cellular component (GO): microtubule; Golgi apparatus; motile cilium
Molecular function (GO): small GTPase binding; microtubule binding
Source: RefSeq, a predicted model, not a curated record
GAUGAGAUAAGAGCUAACUUUUGAAAACGUUGUUAUACUAAUUAAUAAAUUUCAGUGUAUAUAAAUUUUUGUGAGGAUUUUUAAUCUACAGAGUUUCUUUUUUACAUCAAAAUGCCCCCAAAGAAAAAAGCAGGCAAAAGUGGCAAAGGAGGGAAAGCUGGAGGAGGAAUAAUUGAUGGAGUAUCAAUGACUGAGAUGUCUCGAGAGCAGUUAGAAGCUUUUGCCCUGAGAAUACGAGAUGAAUUGGAAAGAGAGAGAGAGGAGAGAAAUUUCUUCCAACUGGAAAGAGACAGACUGUACACUUUCUGGGAGAUCACGCGCGGGCAACAACUGGAAGAGAACAAGGCAGAGCUCUGUAACAAAGACAGAGCGAUUGAGGAAGCAGCAGAAAAACAUGAUAUGGAAAUCAAAAUAUACAAACAAAAAGUUAAACAUUUAAUGUAUGACCAUCACAGCCAUCUUGCAGAGUUGAAAGCGAACAACAUGGUCACUUUGAAAAUGGCAGAAAAUGACUAUUGUGAACAAGAACUGGAGCUGGAAAAAGACAAGAAGGCCCUCAAAGCCCAACUUAUUGAGAUGGGUCUCACCCACGAGGAAGAGAUCAAAGCAUUGAGAUUGGAACACAGUUCUGAGCUGAGUGAACUGAGGAACAAAUUCUCCGCUGAGGCAGAAGUACUGGAGGGCAAAAUGGAUGCCAGACUGGCAAGUUUGCGCAAUCAGCUGAGUCUCAAGCACAAACUGGAGUUGGCAGAGGUGGAGGAACGAAAGAACCAGCAGAUCCAACAUCUGGUAAACAAUCACCAGCAAGCCUUCAGCGAGUUGAAAGCCUACUAUAAUGACAUCACAGUUAACAAUCUUGCACUGAUCACCAGUCUUAAGGAGCAGAUGGCUAAAAUGAAAGACAAUGAAGAGCGUAUCGAGAAGAAACUGAAAGAAGUAAGCAACGAGAACAAGAAGCUGGUGCAGCCUCUCAAAGAAGCUCGGGAGCAAGUGACAGAUCUACAGAGACAACUCACCAACUAUAACAAGGACAAGACAUCCCUUUCUAACAUGAAGAAACAUUUGUCUUACGUAACCAAGCAACUUGAAGAUCUGACGAACGAGUAUGAUGUACUGGAAAUGGCUUUUGAAAAGGUGAAGGAGGAGAGGGAUGACCUACAUGACAAGUUUGUGUCAGCUAUCCUAGAACUCCAGCAGAAGUCCAGCAUGAAAAACGUGUUGCUGGAGAAGAAGCUACAGAUUCUAACCGCAGCUCUAGAACAAAGAGACGUCCAAGUGGCGGAGGUCAUGGCUGCCACUAACAUUGACCCCAAGGCCAUGCAUUCUGUCAAUAAGAAACUGGAGGAACUCUUGGCCACCAAGAACAAUCAAAUCCAAGAACUCCAAACUGGAGGUGGCAAGAGUGAUGAAGAUUCACGAUGA